AUGGAACAUACAAGACAGCCAUUGGAGCUGCCGAGCUCAAUACGCGUGCUCACGCUCAAUUGCUGGGGCCUCAAGUUCAUCUCAAAGUACCGCCAUGAACGCCUCGUAGAGAUUGGCAACCACCUCGCCAGGCUUUCCCCUGCCCCGGAAAUCGUCGGUCUGCAAGAAUGCUGGACUCAGAAAGACUACAACGCUAUUCGCGAGCGAACAAAGCACAUCUUGCCUCAUGGCAAGUUCUACUGGAGCGGAAUCUUCGGCGGCGGUCUAGCCAUCUUGUCCAAAUGGCCCAUUGAAGAGAGCACCAUGGUCAGGUACCCGCUCAAUGGCCGGCCAGCCGCCUUCUUCCGCGGUGACUGGUAUGUUGGCAAAGGUGUAGCCUGCGCUCGUAUCCGCCUUGGACCUGGCAAGAAAGACGUCGUCGAAGUCUUCACCACACACCUGCACGCCCCUUACGAAGCCGAGCCCAACGAUUCGUACAUCUGUCAUCGCACUGCCCAAGCCUGGGAGAUUGCAAAACUCAUGCGCGGCGCUGCCGAACGCGGUCACCUUGUUCUCGGUCUGGGCGAUUUCAACAUGAUCCCAUUGUCUCUGGCCCACCGUUUGAUCGAAGCUCAUUCUCCUGUCAAGGACGUCUGGAGAGUUUUGCAUCCCAACUCUGCCAUCGGCGCUGCCAUAAAUGAAGCCGAGAAGGCGAGAGGGUUGCCAGUCCCUUCAUCGGAUGACUGUCUGAAAGAGCACGGAACCACAUGCGACCACAGAUACAACACAUGGCGCUGGAACAAGGGCGACAAGAAGAAGCUGUUGAAGAAAAGAGAAGACACCCACGUUGAUGGCUCAGAACCAGAUCCCAGAGCCAAACGUCUAGACUACAUCUUCUUUGGCGGCGAUGCAGAAGGUCCAGCAUCAAAAUGGAGCAUUGACAGCGUCAAUGUAGGAGCCACCGAACGACACCCUGAACUCCUCUGCUCCCUGUCCGACCACUUCUCCGUAGAAACAACUCUCACACGCUCGUCUCAUCCAACAAACACAUUACCGCUAUCGACCACCUUCCUACCAUUAGAAACUUACGAUCAAAUCCUCGCCAUGAUCCACAAGUACGAGUUGCGCGAACGCAAGCAACGCAGAUACCGUCUCGCCCACUUCGGCCUCGAGCUAGUAAUCGCCAUCGGUUGUCUGAUCGCUGUCUGGUGGUCCCCGCGUAACUUUGUAGCUUUCCUACUUAUGCUACUAAGCACUUUGGGUCUGUCCGCUGGUGUCAUCGACGGCUUGAUGGGAGGAUUGUUCGUUGGAAGCGAGUUACGCGCGCUCAAGGAGUUCCAGUGGGAGAUUACGAAUGCUAGGGACAUGGCCAUUGCUGCGCAAGAGGCCUUGUUGAAAUAG
Aureobasidium namibiae CBS 147.97 is the source of this 1380-nucleotide messenger RNA. RefSeq names its product DNase I-like protein. The record is from RefSeq and is a predicted model, not a curated record. Gene Ontology annotation, molecular function: sphingomyelin phosphodiesterase activity. Gene Ontology annotation, cellular component: cytoplasm. The transcript has a single exon. NCBI's taxonomy places the organism in Eukaryota, Fungi, Ascomycota, Dothideomycetes, Dothideales, Saccotheciaceae. Bases 1 to 1380 code for a protein of 459 amino acids.